This is a messenger RNA of Sphaerodactylus townsendi, 7734 nucleotides long. It is a transcript of the gene ADAMTS14, whose product is annotated as ADAM metallopeptidase with thrombospondin type 1 motif 14. The coding region runs from base 290 to 4051 and encodes 1253 amino acids. The record is from RefSeq and is a predicted model, not a curated record. The transcript has 22 exons. Gene Ontology annotation, biological process: extracellular matrix organization; proteolysis. Gene Ontology annotation, molecular function: metalloendopeptidase activity; zinc ion binding. NCBI's taxonomy places the organism in Eukaryota, Metazoa, Chordata, Lepidosauria, Squamata, Sphaerodactylidae.
GCGGCGGCGGCGGAGGAGGAGGAGGACGGGUGGGAGGUCCCGGCAGCCCCCUUCUCUUCGCGCAAGCCGGCCUGGUUGUCACUCACUGGCGGCUUUGCAGCGGGAAGCGCCUCCUCCCUCCCGUCCCCUCGGGCGGCCGCCGGCCGUUUGCUUUGCAUGGAGGGGGCUUGGCCGAGGGGCCAGCGGGAGGCCCGGCUGCUGCUGCUGCUGCACUCUCGGCUGCGCCGCUGACAGGCAGAGACGGCCGCCGCCGCCACUCUCCUUGCAACUCGCCGGGCCGUCUCCCCCAAUGGAUUAUUCCCCUUUCUAUGUGAUGCUGUCUUGCUUGGUGCCUCUCCACUGCUGGCUCGCCGCGGGCCGGGGAGCCAGAGCCCAAGAGCUCCUCCUGUCUGGAAAGCUAAGUGAAUAUGGUGUGAUUGUGCCCUUCAGUGCAGAUCGCCAGGGACGGUUCCUCUCACACGUGGUGUCUGGCUCAGGGGCAGCAAGGAGGGGAGGAGCCAGCUGUCCCCCCACCAUUCCAUCCUGCUCAGGUCGACACAGAGUGGUCCGCAGUGCCCCUCUGCACCAAAGUAUGCCCAGGAACCACUUGUUCUACUUCAAUGUCACUGUUUUGGGGAAGGAACUGCAUCUUUGGCUGAAGCCCAACCGGCGGCUGUUAUCCCCAGGUGCCUUGGCUGAAUGGCAAGAAGAUUUCCAGGAGGUCUUUCGGGAGCCCCUUCAGCAGGAAUGCGUCUUCACUGGAGGUGUCUCAGGCAUGCCAGGUGCUGUGGUGGCCAUCAGCAACUGUGAUGGGCUGGCAGGCCUCAUUCGAACAGACAGUGGUGAGUUUUUUAUUGAGCCCCUAGAACGGGGUCAGUGGGAGACGGAAAAGAAUGGAAGAGCACACGUGGUCUAUCGCAGGUCUACCAUCCAGCAAGAAAAAAUGGAAACGUUCAAGGACCAUCACAACAAAGCUUUAAGCCUGGGUCAGCUCCCAAACUCACUGGACAUGAUUGAAGACCAUCUUGGCGAAGCGGAGCGGAAGAAACGCCAUGCCAAAAAAGAUGAUUACAACAUAGAGAUUCUGCUGGCUGUGGAUGAUUCAGUUGUGCGGUUCCACGGGAAGGAACAUGUCCAGAAUUAUGUCCUCACCCUCAUGAACAUAGUAGAUGAAAUUUACCAUGAUGAAUCUUUGGGAGUUCACAUCAACAUUGUUCUGGUUAGAAUGAUCAUGGUGGGAUACAGACAGUCAAUCAGUCUAAUAGAGCGAGGGAACCCCUCUCGGAGCUUAGAGCAGGUCUGCCGCUGGGCCCAUUCUCAGCAGCGCGCGGAUCCUGAACAUUCUGAAUACCACGACCACGCAGUGUUCCUCACCAGGCAAGAUUUUGGUCCCGCAGGUAUGCAAGGAUACGCCCCUGUCACGGGCAUGUGCCACCCACUGCGCAGUUGCACCCUCAACCAUGAAGAUGGAUUCUCCUCUGCAUUUGUGGUUGCCCAUGAGACUGGACAUGUGUUAGGUAUGGAACACGAUGGUCAAGGUAACCGAUGUGCUGAUGAGACCAGCAUGGGGAGCAUUAUGGCACCCCUGGUGCAGGCUGCAUUUCACCGUUACCAUUGGUCCCGAUGUAGCAAGCAGGAGCUGAACCGUUACAUACACUCCUACGAUUGCCUCUUGGACGAUCCCUUUGAGCACAAGUGGCCCAAACUUCCGGAGCUGCCUGGAAUCAAUUACUCCAUGGAUGAGCAAUGCCGCUUUGACUUUGGUGUGGGCUACAGAACAUGCACAGCUUUCAGAACUUUUGACCCUUGCAAGCAGCUGUGGUGUAGCCACCCUGAUAAUCCCUACUUCUGCAAAACAAAAAAAGGGCCACCCUUGGAUGGAACGGAGUGUGCAUCUGGCAAGUGGUGUUUCAAGGGUCACUGCAUCUGGAAGACUUCAGAACAGCCUUACAGCCAGGAUGGCAGCUGGAGUUCCUGGUCCAAAGUUGGUUCCUGCUCCAGGACUUGUGGGGGUGGGGUACGCUCCCGCAGCAGGAGCUGCAACAACCCACCCCCAGCCUAUGGAGGGCGUCACUGCCCGGGUGCUACUUAUGAGUACCAGGUUUGCAACACUGAAGAAUGCCGAGGACCCUAUGAAGAUUUUCGUGCCCAGCAGUGCUUCAAGCGGAAUUCUUACUACACUCACCAGAAUUCUAAGCACACCUGGCUUCCUUAUGAGCACCAUGAUGAUGCUCAGAAGUGUGAAUUGAUUUGCCAGUCAGAGGAAACAGGAGAUGUGGUAUUCAUGAACCAGGUUGUUCACGAUGGCACCAGGUGCAGCUAUAAAGAUCCAUACAGUGUCUGUGUGAGAGGGGAGUGUGUGCAUGUCGGUUGUGACAAAGAAAUUGGCUCUCUGAAGCAAGAUGACAAAUGUGGUGUUUGUGGUGGUGACAAUUCCCACUGCCGGACAGUAAAAGGAACCUUGGUCAAAUCUCCCAAACAGCCAGUGGGUACUUUGAAAAUGUUUGAGAUUCCAGCUGGCGCCAGGCAUGUUCAGAUUGAAGAAAUGGAGCCUGCACCCCAUACAAUUGCUGUUAAGAACCAGGCCUCUGGCAACUUCAUCCUAAAUCCCAAAAGCAAAGGUGUUAAGAGCAACACGUUCAUAGAAAUGGGCUUGGAAUGGGAAUACACCAUUGAAAAUAACAAGGAAAGCUUGAAAACCAACGGCCCUCUGCAUGAAGCCAUCAGUGUGCUGGUUGUCCCACAAGAAGAUGAUUCUAAAAGCAGCCUCAUGUAUAAGUACAUCAUACAUGAAGAUCUCCUUCCUGUCAUUGGCAACAACAAUGUCCUCCUGGAAGAAAUGGAUACCUAUGAGUGGGCUCUGAAGAGCUGGUCUCAGUGCUCCAAAGCUUGUGGUGGAGGAAUCCAGUACACCAAGUAUGGCUGCCGGAGAAAGAGUGACAACCGGAUGGUGCAUCGGAACUUCUGCGAUAAUGGCAAGAAACCAAAGCCAAUCCGCAGGCGAUGUAACAUGCAAGAAUGCUCUCAACCCCUCUGGGGUGCAGAGGAAUGGGGAGCCUGCAGCAAGUCCUGUGGCAAGUUGGGAGUCCAGAUCAGAGUGGUUCAGUGCAUCCAGCACCUCCAGAAUGGCACAAAUCGGACCGUGCACACAAAGUAUUGCCCAGGAGACAAACCGGACACCCGUCGGCCCUGCAGUCGCAUCCCAUGUCCUGCCCAGUGGAGAACAGGGGCCUGGUCUCAGUGUUCUGUCAGUUGUGGAGAAGGCAUCCAGCAGCGCCAGGUGGUCUGCAAGUCUGGUGACAGCAUUGGCCAGUGUGAAGGUGAGAAGCCAGAGACCAUCCAAGUUUGCAGAACGCCAGCAUGCCCAGGAAAGCUGUCAAGUACUACAACAAAUGCUGAUGUCAGUGAUACUGUGACUCCUAAAGUCCCAUGGGUGCCACAGGAGAGUGCUAAAAACCCAGUUAUGAAGAUAUCAUCAAAGGAGCCUUGCCUUGGAGACAAGUCCAUAUUCUGCCAGAUGGAGGUCUUGGCUCGCUACUGCUCCAUCCCUGGCUACAACAAGCUCUGCUGUGAAUCCUGUAGCAAAAAGGUCUCUGCCACCAGUCAGCCACCCAGCAUCAACCAAGGUGCUCUGGAGGCUGGAACACAGGGGGCUGUUGUGCUUCCCAGCCCUCUCCCCCAAAUGCCUUUCCACCCCACCGUUGCAAGCCAUCUGCAGAGGAUAAAAGGCACAGUUUCCAAAGAGACAGAGGCAGCCCGUGUCCCCCUAGCUUCCUCAUCUGCCCUUGGUUCCUGUCAGGCUAAGACUGCUUCACAGUCUCAGGGAAGUUCCAGCAACAGUUCUUCGAAAGAUGAGACAUCAAGACUUCUACCUCCUACUCGACAAACGAUGGCAGGGCGGAGUCCUCCUAGAGACCUCCAGGGCAGCUUGGCUUCCCGACUCUUAUCUACAUCACAAAGACAAAGCAAAUUUCUCCUUCUCCCUCAAGAUGCAGCAGGACGAAGGAAGGGCAUCACUGAGUCUAAACAGUCAGCUAGCAACCUAAGGACAUCCUCCCCUAUAGGGACAUGAGAGGGAGUUUCUUUUUCAGGAAUCUUAUCAUGCUCUGUUUCCUCACAGUUUACAUGGGGCGAAGCCACCACAUUUCUGGGCCCCUUUCCAAAACGGAAGGAAUAGCAAUUUCAAACUACAGUCAUGUUAAUUUCAUAACACCAGCCUGCGAUUUUUUUUCUUUUUUAAAUUUUAUUUUAUCUUAUUGUCUGUGGCACUUUUAAAAUGCUUUUAUUUAAAAAAAGAAAAGAAUUUCAAAGGAAGAGACACGUGGGGGGAAAAAAGACUGUAGCAGCCAUUCCUUUGCAAACAAACCACCGUGAGCUAUUAAAUGCACAGAACUUAUAUAGCCCAAGUUCAGAACAAGGCUUGAAUCAGCCAGACUUUUUUUUUCAAGGGUGCUACAAACAGAUUUUCAAGCAAUAAGGUUUUCAAAAUGCCAAGAGGUCCUGUUCAUUCCUGCUAUGAUUCCAGCCACUAGGAGCAUGGUGGGCUCUGAAAUGGUGCUGCACAUGUCACUAUUCUAGUCCUUCUUAUGGUGGACUUGAAGCCUGGCAUGUCUUGGUGGCAGGAGGCCCUGAGAACUGAUGUUUGUCAUGGAGGGAGAGCGAAGGAAACAUAACUUGGAGGGCAAGGAGGGAUUGUUUGGCCUGGCAGCCCUCUGAACCAGUUCUCCAUUGUCCACAGGUUGCUGAGGUGCUGUGUUGAGACUCUUGGGAAAGGCGAUGUCUAAUUUCACAGCUCACAUUGAGUGUCUCUUGAACGGUGUAUUAAUUACAAGUAUUGGUUUCUUUAAAACCAGCACUCUCAUUUUGGGACAGGAGGGCCUCUGUAUAGCAUGGCAGUGAUGCUUGCCAGUCACAUACAGGGAGACUAUAUGGUGAAAGACAGAGCUUUGCAGAAUCAGGCCAAGUAUCCAGCUACUCCAGCAUCUUUUCUCUGACAUUGGCCAUAGAGAAACUGACGCGGUGGGAAUCAUUCAUUGUUUGCCCCCAUUUUCUGCCUGGUUAAUAGCAUUCAUCCCUGAAAUGACUGUAAGUGAAAAAACGUGUGUGUGGGGGGCGGGAACUGAAUGCAGAAACAAAACGCUGUCAAAUACCUCCCUGUUUAAGGAACGAUACUCCUGUGAAGAAUAUGGUUGGGUACCUUUCGCCUCUAACGCGCCUCUUCAUUUCACUUUCUAGUUAGCGUUUGAAGGUAUUCUCUUGCAUUUUUGAGGUGCUAUUUUGGACUCUGCUGAGAUGGGCAGUGGCCCUGGCCUCAGUGAAAUAUGGCCAGCAUUGGGAUGGUAAAUAAGGAAAAUAGUACAGUUACCUUCUCAAACAGCUCUGAAAUGAUAUUUAUCCACGAACGAUACAUGCUGCUGUAAAUAGCUUUGGCAGUAUCUGAAGAUAUAAACCACAUUGUGCUGAGCAGUGGUGGCAGCAAAAAGCUGGAAAAUGGUAAGAUAGUAAAAAUGGCUUCUAUGGAACUCCUGGAUAGUGUUUGUCCUACUACUGUAGAUGUCAACAUAAUUUUUUAGCCAGGAGCCAGAGGCAAGCUACCAGACCAAUUUAAUGUUAAUGUUAAUCCCUGCCCACACACUUAAGGGUCUCCAUUUUCCUUUAAGUACGUUUACACCAAAUGACAUCCGAAGGGCUUUAUCUAUCCUUUCUCAGACGCUUUUAAGCAUCACCACAGGUGUAGUCUCAGGGAUCAGGACAGCAUUGUGCAAUGCCCAUUGGACCACACGAAUCUUACCCCGCAGCGCAUCUGCACACUUUUAAAAAGAACUAGAGAUAAAUACUUCUUACAUAGCUUCAACAGGACAAAGGUCCUAAUGUGGACAUUGGCUGUUUCCACACAGGUUAUUAUUAGCCCUGUUUUUGAUGCUGGUAUGAAACAGGGUUUUCCCUGCUUCACCAUAGAGUUGUGGCACAUUCAUGAACCUCCUGAAGUUUCACUGGCUUUUCCUCAGUCUUUGCCAAAUGUUGGGAGAGAGGGCAGCAAAGUCUUGAUGGUUAUUAUGUGGGUGGAAAAGUUCAGGUUUUCCUGCAUCCCUCCCUGUGAUUUUUCUCCACAGCAGUGAUUUCCUCCACCAGCUCCUAGGGAGCUUUUUUUGUUUUCUAAUUGGCAACUGAAUACCAUUAAAUUGAUAUAAUGCUGUAACAGUAUGUGUAAUAAAGAUGUAACAGUCAAUGACCAAAUGCAAUAGGUGUAGUAGAUUCUCAAAAUGUCCAGGUUUCAUUUUUUUAAAAAGUUUGUCUCUAGAAUAUCUUGUUGCAGAAAUAUAAGGAGAAAGACAUAUUUCCACAACUGAAGGGGCUAGAGAUUUCCUUUAAAAAAAAUGAAAGCUGGGAAUUCAGAGAACUUGUUACUUAUAAUGUUAUGUUUAUAUAACAGUAUUCAAUUGCUAUUUUUGAAACCCUGAAAAGGCCCUGGUUGUCUGGGGGAGGGGAAAAUGACUGCUGGUAAAGGGGAAGCUAUGGGGCAGAGAAACUAUGGGGAAGUUUGUCAUGUGGAAGCCCUGUUGGUGCUCUACUGUGUUGCCUGACCCCAUGUGGAAAUCACCAUUGUAAGACCUGGAAAACAAAUGGUGGCAGGAAUUCUGAUGAGUGUCACUCUUUUUCUAAACUCAGAUACAGGGCAAAUCUCUGGAAAGGUGGCAUGUCUGCUCUCCGAAAAAGAGAGGCACAUAUUUUAAAAUGCAUCAUUUAAUGUUUAGGAAAUGUAAAUUAUUCUCUCCACAUUAUCUGCUAUCGUAGGUUAUACAGGCUCUGUUAUAUGUUACAGUGAAUGCACAUAUGUCCUGCACGUAUGCGCGUGAUCUGUUUUGUAGAAGAGCCAAUGUGUGUUCACUUUACAAGUGAAACUGCGGACUAGUAACUGAAUAAAUGUGGGGUUUGAAUAACAUGUUUAGUUGUACAUGUGUUCAGUGUAACACGAGAAUCACCCAACAGACAUGUAAAGAAAAAACAAGCGUACACUGUACAUUGAUUGUAUGUGUGUUCACUGUAACUUGUCAACAGGGUUACAGAAAUGGUCUUUGCAGUGUAAAAACAGGAAUUCGUUGUACAAAAUUGAGGAGACGGAUAAGGGAUCGAGAGUGCAGAAAUCCUACACAUAUGCCAAGAGCUGAAAAGUUGGUUAUAAAUGUGGGGGUUUCAGCCUUCCUGGACAUGUUUAGCUUCUUCAGUGCCCACUUUGUCUCCCAAUGUUCUUUCCCUCGCCCUCUAUUGCCCUCUAAUUUCUCUGGACCAACACCCAGUGUUCCCUUCCUAUAUUCCACUGCUCCCUUUGCCCUGCUGCCACCUGAGGUCCUUGUUUUCUUCUUCCCUGGGGCCAGUCUGCUCUUCCCCUGUCUAUGAUUUGAGCAGCUCACCUAACAGCAGAUAGGCAAUGACCCUUCUGUCCACUCUGUCCCAGUACAAACUUAUGAAAAAUUUGUCAAGAUGCUGUUGCCCCUCCACAUCAGGAAAUCAGUGAGCGCAUUGCACUGUAGAUGUUGAAUACUAUCUAGCUGCUAAAAAUCACCUGAAUAAGCCAGUAAGGACUUGCUAGACUGUAUAACACUUCAAAUGUUUUGUUGCUGCAUGCUCUGAUAAAGCCAGUAAGGCUCAUGUCUGUAGUCCAGCCAAUCCCAACUCUGUGGUGGGGCACGUUAGUAUGCCACGACGGAGACCCUUAACCUGCCACAGGGAAAGUAAACAAAGGUUCUUGAGGAA